CUGUACCACACGCCUAAACCUAAACACUGCCGCCGCCGCCACCGCCUUCUUCUGCCGCCUGCUCGUGCUAUCCGAUCAGGCCACGCCGGGACCGUCUCCGACGUUAUUGUCCGAUUCCUCCGGAGCAACCACCGUUAUGCACCGGAAAAUUGGAACGGCAUGAGGCGUUCCCGUGCCGGAACGUUCGUUCCAGUCGUUCCACUGCCGUUCCGACGAACCAUGUAUUAAACCAUCACAAGUUCCCCACUGUACCACACACCUAAACCCUAAACAGCCACCGACGUCGCCUUCUCGCGCUCGCGCUGUCGGAUCAGGCCACGCCGGGAGCGUCUCCGACGUUGUUGUCCGAUUCCUCCGGAGAACGCUGCUCCACAUUACUCCUGGACGCAACACUGUGGUUUUCAUACUACAACCUCCCCACCAACUUACUCCUGUCACUGCACGAGCAUUUACACUGAGGUUUCACCAACAAUUGAAGAGCUCAUAGAUAGAAUAAAAAUGUGGAAUCUUUCCCGAAUAACAUUCAACAAUCUGCAGCAAUCUAGGAGACUUUCCUAUGCAAUUCCCUCGAUCGUUUUCUCUCUGCAGAAUGGCUCUUCUUUUAUGCGAAGGUUUUGCUCCCUUGACUCCCACGAGAGUGGAGGUUUAAUUCCACCUGAGCUGUUAAGAAACAAGACUGUUCUUAGGCCAGAUUCUGAUAUAGGGAAAUAUGCUGAUCUAGUAACAAGAGUGACAAACUUCCAUUGCGAGGACAAAGGCUUGAUGGUCUUGGCUGGUGAUGUUUUUGAUGUCCCUAUUAGGAAGGAUAUUGUCCAACGUGUUGUGAGAUGGCAGCUUGCUAAGAGGCAGCAGGGUACACAUUCAACAAAAACUAUUAGUGAAGUAAGUGGGACUGGCAGAAAAGCAUACCCACAAAAAGGAACUGGAAGGGCAAGGCAUGGUUCUUUGCGUGCCCCUCAGUUUAGGCAUGGUGCCACCAUGCAUGGACCUAAACCACGAAGUCAUGCUUUCAAGCUGCAAAAGAAGGUUCGGCGAUUGGGAUUAAAAAUUGCUCUAUCUGCUCGAACAGCUGAAGGCAAGCUUAUUGUUUUUGAGGAUCUGGAAGUCCCAAGCCACAAGACGAAGAACAUUGUGAACUAUCUUGCCCAACUGGAAAACACAAGGAAGGUUUUAUUGGUUGAUGGUGGCCCCAUAGAUGACAAACUUAAGUUGGCAACGAGAAAUCUGCAAUAUGUCAAUGUAUUACCUUCCAUUGGCUUGAAUGUCUACAGUAUCUUAUUGCAUGACACACUCGUGAUGACUCAAGAUGCUGUAAGCCGCAUUGUUGAGCGGAUGCACACUCCCAUUAAUCGCUGAUGCAGUUGUAGCUGAAAUGAACAUUCAUCUGCUCAAGAUCGAUUCACAUCAAAUGUUUAUUUGAUGCUCUGACUAAUCAGUUGUCAGAUCAAACAAAGAUUCAUGUUGGAUAACUUUUUUGUUUUCUCCAUUACGAGUAGCUAAUAAAGGCAGAGACUAUUUUAGUUGUAUGUUUUGUAUUAAAAGAUUGGACCUCCAGAUUCUCUCCUGUUUAAAGUCUAUCAUGCACAAAAGAUUACACUUGGGCCAUGUUCUACGUUCA
Zingiber officinale is the source of this 1618-nucleotide messenger RNA. RefSeq names its product 50S ribosomal protein L4-like. The transcript has 9 exons. Gene Ontology annotation, biological process: translation. Gene Ontology annotation, cellular component: ribosome. Lineage: Eukaryota; Viridiplantae; Streptophyta; Magnoliopsida; Zingiberales; Zingiberaceae. Gene Ontology annotation, molecular function: structural constituent of ribosome. The record is from RefSeq and is a predicted model, not a curated record. The coding region runs from base 499 to 1356 and encodes 285 amino acids.